Myotis davidii is the source of this 3268-nucleotide messenger RNA. It is a transcript of the gene TRIM33, whose product is annotated as tripartite motif containing 33. Gene Ontology annotation, molecular function: zinc ion binding; protein binding. The record is from RefSeq and is a predicted model, not a curated record. Bases 1 to 2877 code for a protein of 958 amino acids. The transcript has 19 exons. Lineage: Eukaryota; Metazoa; Chordata; Mammalia; Chiroptera; Vespertilionidae.
AUGUUAUUUUGUAUUGUAGUUGGUGUGAUACGGUGCCCAGUAUGCCGCCAAGAAUGCAGACAGAUAGACCUUGUGGAUAAUUAUUUUGUGAAAGAUACAUCUGAAGCUCCUAGCAGUUCUGAUGAGAAAUCAGAACAGGUCUGCACUAGUUGUGAAGACAAUGCAAGUGCAGUUGGCUUUUGUGUAGAAUGUGGGGAAUGGCUUUGUAAGACAUGUAUUGAAGCACAUCAAAGAGUGAAAUUCACUAAAGAUCACUUGAUCAGGAAGAAAGAAGAUGUCUCAGAGUCUGUUGGAGCAUCUGGUCAGCGCCCUGUUUUCUGCCCUGUACACAAACAAGAGCAGUUGAAACUUUUCUGUGAAACAUGUGACAGAUUGACAUGUAGAGACUGUCAGCUGUUGGAACACAAAGAACAUAGGUACCAGUUUUUGGAAGAAGCUUUUCAAAACCAGAAAGGUGCAAUUGAGAAUCUACUAGCUAAGCUUCUUGAGAAGAAGAAUUACGUUCAUUUUGCAGCUACUCAGGUGCAGAAUAGGAUAAAAGAAGUAAAUGAGACUAACAAACGAGUAGAACAGGAAAUAAAAGUGGCCAUUUUCACCCUUAUCAAUGAAAUUAAUAAGAAAGGAAAAUCUCUCUUACAGCAGCUAGAGACUGUUACAAAAGAAAGACAGAUGAAGUUAAUACAGCAGCAGAAUGACAUCACAGGCCUCUCGCGGCAGGUGAAGCAUGUGAUGAACUUUACAAACUGGGCAAUUGCAAGUGGCAGCAGCACAGCCCUCCUGUACAGCAAGCGGCUGAUUACUUUUCAGUUGCGCCAUAUUUUGAAAGCUCGUUGUGAUCCCGUCCCUGCUGCUAAUGGAGCAAUACGUUUUCAUUGUGAUCCCACCUUCUGGGCAAAGAAUGUAGUCAAUUUAGGUAAUCUAGUAAUAGAGAGUAAACCAGCUCCUGGGUAUACUCCUAAUGUUGUAGUUGGGCAAGUUCCUCCAGGGACGAACCACAUUAGUAAAACUCCUGGGCAGAUUAACUUAGCACAGCUUCGACUCCAACACAUGCAACAACAAGUGUAUGCACAGAAGCAUCAGCAGUUGCAACAGAUGAGGAUACAGCAACCACCUGCUCCUGUAUCAACAACGACAACAACAACACAACAGCACCCACGACAAGCAGCUCCUCAGAUGUUACAACAACAGCCUCCAAGACUGAUCAGUGUGCAAACAAUGCAAAGAAACAACAUGAACUGUGGAGCUUUCCAAGCCCAUCAGAUGAGAUUGGCCCAGAACGCUGCCCGAAUACCAGGGAUACCCAGGCACAGCGGCCCUCAGUACUCCAUGAUGCAGCCACACCUCCAAAGACAACACUCAAACCCAGGGCAUGCUGGACCCUUUCCUGUUGUGUCAGUGCACAACACCACAAUCAAUCCAACCAGCCCUACUACAGCUACUAUGGCAAGUGCAAAUCGAGGUCCCACCAGCCCAUCUGUUACAGCAAUAGAGUUAAUCCCCUCAGUUACCAACCCAGAAAACCUUCCAUCGCUACCAGAUAUUCCACCCAUACAGUUGGAAGAUGCUGGUUCAAGUAGUUUAGAUAAUCUACUAAGUAGAUACAUCUCAGGCAGCCACCUACCCCCACAGCCUACAAGUACCAUGAAUCCCUCUCCAGGUCCCUCUGCCCUGUCUCCAGGAUCAUCAGGUUUAUCCAAUUCUCACACUCCUGUGAGACCCCCUAGUACGUCUAGUACUGGCAGCAGAGGCAGCUGUGGGUCAUCAGGAAGAACUGCUGAGAAGACAAGUCUUAGUUUCAAGUCUGAUCAAGUGAAGGUCAAGCAAGAACCUGGGACUGAAGACGAAAUAUGUAGCUUUUCAGGAGCCGUGAAGCAAGAGAAGACAGAGGAUGGCAGGAGGAGUGCCUGCAUGUUGAGCAGUCCUGAGAGUAGUUUGACACCACCUCUCUCAACCAACCUGCAUCUAGAGAGUGAGUUGGAUGCAUUACCAGGAGUGGAAAACCAUGUGAAAACUGAGCCUACAGAUACGAAUGAGAGCUGCAAACAGUCAGGGCUCAGCAGCCUUGUUAAUGGAAAGUCUUCAAUUCGAAGCCUCAUGCACAGGUCGGCAAGGAUGGGAGGAGAUGGCAACAGCAAAGAUGAUGACCCAAAUGAAGAUUGGUGUGCUGUCUGCCAAAAUGGAGGGGAUCUCUUGUGCUGUGAAAAAUGUCCAAAGGUCUUUCAUCUAACUUGUCAUGUUCCAACACUUCUUAGCUUUCCAAGUGGGGACUGGAUAUGCACAUUUUGCAGAGAUAUUGGGAAACCAGAAGUUGAAUAUGAUUGCGACAAUUUGCAACAUAGUAAGAAGGGGAAAACUGCACAGGGAUUAAGCCCUGUGGACCAAAGGAAAUGUGAACGUCUUCUGCUUUACCUCUAUUGUCAUGAGUUAAGUAUUGAAUUCCAGGAGCCAGUUCCUGCUUCGAUACCAAACUACUAUAAAAUUAUAAAGAAACCAAUGGAUUUAUCGACCGUGAAAAAGAAGCUGCAGAAAAAACAUUCCCAACACUACCAAGUCCCAGAUGACUUUGUGGCCGACGUCCGUUUGAUCUUCAAGAACUGUGAAAGGUUUAAUGAAAUGAUGAGAGUUGUUCAAGUUUAUGCAGAAACACAAGAGAUUAAUUUGAAGGCUGAUUCUGAAGUAGCUCAGGCAGGGAAAGCAGUUGCGUUGUACUUUGAAGAUAAACUCACAGAGAUCUACUCAGACAGGACCUUCGCACCUUUGCCAGAGUUUGAGCAGGAAGAGGAUGAUGGUGAGGUAACUGAGGACUCUGAUGAAGACUUUAUACAACCCCGCAGAAAACGCCUAAAGUCAGACGACAGACCAAUACAUAUAAAGUAAAAAGACACGAACUUAAACCAAUUGUUUAAAAAGAGAGCGAAAACACUUUUAAGUGUUGCUGGAAAAUUCUGCCUACAGUGGGGGCACCUCCUUGAAGAAACUGAUAGCUUUUACACAGUAUUAGAUUGAAACAAUGGACAGAAACCACAUUCUUGUCAAGAAGGGGAGACAACUCUGCACCAUUAAAAGUAAAAAUAAAAGUGAAAUACUUUGAAGAUUUCUGUUACUGAAGAGUUUUGACUGUUAGAAUCGGCAGAUGUUGAUUGUGGUAUUGACUGGUGCAGGAUGCUGGAUGUAUAAGUAAAUAAAUACUUGCGGGUCAUGUCACUUGAUAAAUUGUCUCUGUGGACCACAGCGUACAGCUAUUAAACAAUUCUGAUGCCUCUCCCUC